AUGGCAGCUGCUUCUGCGACCGGCUCAGGCCCCCUCUGGGCAUCACUUGCGGCACGUCUCAGCCAGGGUGGGUGCCAAGGCAACUGCCAUUUCCCAUGUCAGGGAGUGCAGGUGGACGCCCAGGGCCACAUGGUGGUGAAUGACUACCAGAACACCACCAGCAGAGCGGUCUAUGCCAUCAGGGACAUCUGCGGGAGAGCCCUCCUCACCCCAGUGGCAAUCGCAGCCAGCAGGAAGCUGGCACGCAGGCUCCUCAAGGGCAAGCAGGACUCCCAGCUGGACUACAUGAUAACCAACAUCAUCUUCAGCCACCUGCCCAUCAGCACUAUGGUCCUUAUCAAAGAUGAAGUUAUGGCCACACACGGGAGGGAGAAGGUGAAGUUCUACAGCAUGUCCUUCACCCCUUCAUACCACGCUAUCACCCAGAGAAGUUUGUGUGUCAUGAAGCUGGUGUGUGCUGGCGAGGAGGAGAAGGUGGUGGAGUUGCACAUGCAAGGGCUGGGCCACGAUGAAAUGCUGUGGGGCUUUGCUGUGGCCUUCAAGGCCGACUUGGAAAACACUGUCGCCCUUCACCCCACUUCUGCUGAAGAGCUGGUGAUGCUGCGCUGA
Messenger RNA from Aquila chrysaetos chrysaetos, 609 nucleotides. Its product is annotated as glutathione reductase-like. Gene Ontology annotation, biological process: cellular response to oxidative stress; cell redox homeostasis; glutathione metabolic process. The record is from RefSeq and is a predicted model, not a curated record. Gene Ontology annotation, molecular function: flavin adenine dinucleotide binding; glutathione-disulfide reductase (NADPH) activity. Gene Ontology annotation, cellular component: mitochondrion; cytosol. Lineage: Eukaryota; Metazoa; Chordata; Aves; Accipitriformes; Accipitridae.